AUGGGUUUAUUAAAAUUUUUUCAAAAAAAUAUUACUAGCAGUGAUACUAUUUUAAAUCUUGAAUGGAUCAAGAUUUUACUUGUUGUUUUCAUUUUGUACAUUAUAAGAUUUUAUUAUAAAUAUUUUACUCGUAUUAAUCCUCUCAAUGGUCCUACACCAUUACCACUUAUUGGAAAUCUACAUUUGUUUGGAUUAGAACUAUCUAAAGAUUUAAAAAAAUUAUCAAGGCGAUAUGGUAGUACAUUCGAGAUUUACCUUAUGACACGCCGAUUUAUUGUUGUAUCUGAUCCAAAGGAGGUUGAAAAGGUUUUUAAUAAUUCACCAAAAAACAAAUUUUUUAAUAGGCCUGAAUUAGGUUCAUCCCAUGAAUACAAUAUGAACACCGGCAUGGUAUUUAAUAAUAACUACCCAACAUGGAGAUAUAAUAGAAAACUUACUUCACAAGUGUUAUUAUCACCAAGAAUUUUAAAAGAAUUUGUCACCACCAAUCAACAACAUUUUGACAAAUCAAUGAAAUAUUGGCAAAUAAAUCAUGGGACAAAAAAAGAAUUUGUUGUUAAUAUUGUAGAAUGGGCAAGAGCUUAUACAACUGACUUAAGUUUUAAAUUAUCAACUGGUAUGCCCACUUAUUCAUCAGCUUCCUACAGCAAAAUUUCAUUGGAUGAUGUGAAGAAUGAAGAGAAAUGUCCACAAUACUUGAUAGACAUUUCACGAGAAUUUUCAGAUUUAGUGAAUCUGUUUAUUAGAUCUUUUAUAAAAAUUACAUUAAUUCCUUCAUUUAUACAAAAUUAUUUUCUCAAAGAUCAGCAGAAAAAAUGGAUUCGCAAUUUUUUUAGAAUUAAAGAAGUCUUACAUUUGAUUGUUAAAGAACGUAGAAAAGAAAUUGAAAAAGAGCCAUUGAACGAACAGUUGAGACCAGAUUUAUUAACAAAUUUAUUAAUAUUGAAUACUGAACAUGACAAAAACAAUACUUUUGGUGAAUCACCACCAAUGAACGAUCAACAAAUUGUUGCAAAUUUACUUGAAACCAUUCUUGGAGGGAUUGACACUACAGGAAAUAUGAUUAGCCUAGUGUUCAAUUUUGUUUUGUCACAUAAAGAAGUUAAAGAAAAGAUUCUGGAAGAAAUAAAUCAAGUAUUUGCUGAUGAUUUAAAGCGUCCAAUGACAUAUGAAGAUUAUGAGAAAAUGGAAUAUUCUCUAGCUGUUGUCAAAGAAGUCUUAAGAUAUCAUGCUUUAGUAUCAGUAUUAUUUCGUCAGGCAAAAUCAGAUAAUGCAGAAAUUGGUGGCUAUAAUUGGCCAGCUGGUACAGUUGUUUUGGUAAAUAUUCAGGAAUUGCAAAAAACACCUAAUUAUUGGGAAGAUGCUGAUCAGUUCAAACCUGAACGAUUUCUAAAAGAUGAGGCAGACAAAAUAGGCAAAUAUACUUAUACACCUUUUGGUGGUGGUAUACGUAUCUGUCCUGGUCAUCUUGUGGGAAAAAUUACAAUGGUUUCGUUGCUUGUUAAUUUAUUGAGAAAUUAUGAUAUUGAAUAUUAUGAGAAAGAAAAUCCAUUCAAAUUUAUAGAUAGUUUCAUAACUAUUGUAACUGACUUUAAAGUCAUUCUUAAACCCAAAAAUUAA
Entrophospora candida is the source of this 1620-nucleotide messenger RNA. NCBI's taxonomy places the organism in Eukaryota, Fungi, Glomeromycota, Glomeromycetes, Entrophosporales, Entrophosporaceae. The record is from the annotation of a GenBank genome assembly.